Messenger RNA from Salvia miltiorrhiza (redroot sage), 1327 nucleotides. Its product is annotated as hypersensitive-induced response protein 2. The transcript is spliced from 6 exons. The record is from RefSeq and is a predicted model, not a curated record. NCBI's taxonomy places the organism in Eukaryota, Viridiplantae, Streptophyta, Magnoliopsida, Lamiales, Lamiaceae. Bases 229 to 1092 code for a protein of 287 amino acids.
ACAUAGUGGGAUAACCACAUUUAUGCGUUGACAGAGAGAAGAUACAAAAUGGUGGUCGUGCAAACUUCCGCUGUUUCUCUCCUCAAUAUUUACAGAUAAUUAGUAUUUAUAAAUAGCUUCCCAUAAUAACACUCGCUACUAUUUUUCAUCAGGAAUUGUAAAACCCAGUUGAAAAUUCCCGAGCUACCUCUUUUUGCUCUGUCAACGAUCAGUUGUCUAUACUGAAAAAUGGGUCAAAUGCUUGGUUGCGUUCAAGUGGAUCAGUCUACUGUUGCUGUGAAGGAACAAUUUGGCAAGUUUGAAGAGGUGCUUGAGCCUGGCUGCCAUUGCCUGCCAUGGUGUUUUGGCUACCAAUUGGCUGGUACCUUAUCAUUACGUCUACAGCAGCUCGAUGUUCGUUGCGAAACAAAAACUAAGGACAAUGUGUUCGUCAAUGUGGUUGCUUCAAUCCAGUACCGAGCAUUGGCUGACAAAGCAUCUGAUGCGUUUUAUAAGCUAUCUAACACGAAAGAGCAGAUCCAAGCAUACGUUUUUGAUGUCAUCAGGGCAAGUGUACCAAAACUGGAUCUGGAUUCCACUUUUGAGCAGAAGGACGAUAUAGCUAGAGCUGUGGAAAACGAACUUGAAAAGGCUAUGUCUGCUUAUGGAUUUGAGAUAGUGCAGACUCUGAUUGUUGACAUCGAACCGGAUGCUCAAGUCAAGAGGGCCAUGAACGAGAUAAAUGCAGCUGCUCGACUCAGGCUCGCUGCGACUGAGAAAGCCGAAGCUGAGAAGAUCCUGCAGAUAAAGAGAGCCGAGGGAGAGGCUGAGUCCAAGUACCUGUCGGGGUUGGGUAUAGCUCGUCAGCGUCAGGCCAUCGUGGACGGACUGAGGGAGAGCGUGCUCGCCUUCUCGGAGAACGUGCCCGGGACGAGCUCUAAGGAUGUCAUGGACAUGGUCCUCGUCACUCAGUACUUCGACACGAUGAAGGAAAUCGGCGCUUCGUCCAAGUCCUCCGCCGUCUUCAUCCCUCACGGACCUGGGGCCGUCAAGGAUAUCGCGACGCAGAUCCGCAACGGCCUCCUUCAGGGCGAGAGCGCCUCCAUGUCGUAGUCGGAUUCCAUGCCCCCGGUUUGUGUAAGUAAGCUUCUUGAAGUGUGUUGGAUGAAGAUCGGUGUAGUAUGUUGAUGUGUGUAUAUUUUCAUAUUUAGCAUUUGAAGAUUUGUUUUUUCUCAUCAAAUAUGUAAUGUAAUUUUGUUGCUGCUUUGGCUAUUGUGAGACGAUCCUCUCGAGCUAUGUAGGUUGUAUGCAUUUGACAAGAUCAAUAAUAUGUAUAUUUGGUAUUGUA